UUUAAACAAUGAAAUGGACCACUUUAGUGUUGUGUUCUGUCUCUGUGUGUAUCUGGCGGAAUUCCCAAUGUUGCAAAGCAAUACCAAUACCAUUGCUAAAACAUUGAAAUUAGGCAGAUCAGGUGAUCAAAAUCAUCUCUGUGGAUUCUGAAGGCUUUUAAUUAAUUCACGCUUUUCACCAGAAUGAGUCCAACUCUGAUGAAAUUGAAAUCUCCAAUGUCAAUGCAAAUACUCGAUUUCCAUUACAUGAUGAGUAAUCGCUGUUAUCGACCUCCCAGUUUCAGGUGUGAAAUGCCCAAUUCAUCACCAUUGUUGCAAUCGGAAGGAAAAACAAGGGUAGGGACGAUGACCUCACAUACAGGGAGGGACCCACUUGUGGAAAAACCCAAAUGGUUGAGGCAAAAAGCUCCUCAAGGUAACAAGUUUCAACAAGUCAAGGAGUCUCUGUCUCGCUUGAAUCUCCAUACGGUUUGUGAAGAAGCCCAAUGUCCCAACAUUGGAGAGUGUUGGAAUGGAGGGGGAGAUGGAAUUGCAACAGCAACAAUCAUGGUUCUUGGUGAUACAUGCACUCGUGGUUGCAGAUUUUGCGCUGUUAAAACUAGUAGAAAUCCACCACCUCCUGAUCCUAAGGAACCAGAAAAUACAGCCAUGGCUGUUGCUAGUUGGGGUGUUGAUUACAUUGUUUUAACGAGUGUUGAUCGGGAUGAUUUGCUUGAUGGUGGAAGCGGCCAUUUUGCUCAGACCGUCAAUGCACUGAAGAAACUCAAGCCUGAAAUCAUGGUAGAAUGUUUAACAUCUGAUUUUAGGGGAGACUUGAAGGCUGUAGAUACACUGGUGCAUUCGGGAUUAGAUGUUUUUGCUCACAAUAUCGAAACUGUCAAGCGGCUUCAGCGAAUAGUUAGAGAUCCACGGGCAGGGUAUGAACAGAGCUUGUCCGUACUGAAGCAUGCAAAAAUUAGCAAGGAAGGAAUGAUUACUAAAACAUCUAUAAUGUUAGGACUUGGGGAAACUGAUGAUGAAUUAAAGGAAGCCUUGGCUGAUCUUCGGGCCAUUGAUGUUGAUAUUCUUACACUCGGACAGUAUUUACAGCCGACACCAUUGCAUCUCACAGUUAAAGAGUAUGUCACUCCGGAGAAGUUUGCUUUCUGGAAGGAGUAUGGAGAAGCUAUCGGUUUCCGCUACGUUGCUAGUGGACCUCUCGUGCGUUCAUCAUAUCGAGCUGGAGAGCUUUUUGUGCAGAGCAUGGUGAAAGAAUCAAAUCGUGGCAAUUCUAGCUCAGAGUUAUACAGCUGAUAUAAUAUGUAGUACAUAAGAGGAAUCAACCCAUAAAGAGGCAACAUUUGACAUAAAUGUCUUAUACAACAUUAUAGUUUCAGUAGAAAUUUUUAUUAUUUAUUCCAUGUAGUCAUACUGAUACAGCAUGAUUGUCUCUUGUAGGAUAUUUCCAAUUGUUUAAUUUUAGCAAUACAGAUGUUUUUUUUUCUGAGAAAGUUCUUUUUUCUUUGGAUGUUUUUGUUUGUUUGGACGACAUGAAACCGAAUGAAAAACGAAAACAAAGCACAGCAGAGCUGAAAUUCUUGCUACUCCAUGUUACAACUGCGAGCCAAGGAAUGAGUUGAUUCAAUCAACUUUCAACAGAUAGGAGUAGGUGACAUUGAUUGUCAAGAUUGAAUGAUAGUAACUGUAGAAGGUCGACCAAGAAAAACUUGACUAGUUCAAUGUGCUUGUAGAAAUUUACUCGAGAAGUACUCGACUCAAGCAAUGCUGCA
Molecule: messenger RNA, 1769 nt
Organism: Amaranthus tricolor (Joseph's coat)
Lineage: Eukaryota; Viridiplantae; Streptophyta; Magnoliopsida; Caryophyllales; Amaranthaceae
Product: lipoyl synthase, chloroplastic
Exons: 7
Coding region: 184-1293 (369 amino acids)
Biological process (GO): lipoate biosynthetic process
Cellular component (GO): chloroplast; mitochondrion
Molecular function (GO): 4 iron, 4 sulfur cluster binding; lipoate synthase activity
Source: RefSeq, a predicted model, not a curated record